AAAUUGAUUCUAUAAACGCUAUUGACAUGGAAGCUUUGCUCAUAAGCAAGCAACGGACCAGGUCACUGAAUGCGGUUAGCAAACCGGCCAAGCCAGAGUAUGCACGUGAUGAAUAGAAUGGUGCGGUUCAGUUCUCCAAGGUGAUUGUAUCUUCAAUGUGAUUAAGAAAGAACACAGCGAUCAUGUUUUUCAUCAUACGGAAAAGAGAGAGUAUGCAAAGAGCGGCACUUACCAAGAACACAACAGGUAAGACAUCACAGAGGGUAACGAGAAACUAUAAUGAACACAUCAGCGCAUGUCCACAAGACAACGACAUCCGCAGAGGAUAAUAGAACAAGUCCAUCAGGUUUCAGCCUCAUUAAAUCAGAUUUGGUUAAGUGAUCAGUAUGACGGACGCUCGUUACAACGCCGCCACUCACACAGUGUGAAUAUCAAGAAUCAUCAUUGCAAUGAUGGACCGUCUUUCUGGAAGGAGAAAUUCCCAUACCUGUGGUCUGUUAGAGAACGUCCACAAAUGCGCAUCGCAAAAUACGUGUAGAGUGUGAGGGCAAUCAGUGAUGCUUGUAUCAACAAGUAAUGCCUCUCCCAAACACCCACAGGUUUGUACGCCUGCUUUUGAUGGAUGCCCAGUCGAGGUAUACGUUAUGUCCGCCCGACGCAUCAAAGGGUUUCAUCAGGAAGCGGGUGUGCGUGGAAUGCAUAGGGUUUGUGAGGGUAUGUACCU
Messenger RNA from Exserohilum turcica Et28A, 724 nucleotides. RefSeq lists its product as uncharacterized. The record is from RefSeq and is a predicted model, not a curated record. Bases 296 to 538 code for a protein of 80 amino acids. NCBI's taxonomy places the organism in Eukaryota, Fungi, Ascomycota, Dothideomycetes, Pleosporales, Pleosporaceae. The transcript is spliced from 2 exons.